AUGUCUGUCCAUUCGCCUCAAAGCACACUCCCGACUCGUUCGACCACAAACAACAGCAAUGAGGACGAUGCCAUCCCGGAUGAGGACAGCAGUGAAGUCACAAAACUCUUCAACGAGCGUCUGCAGGCAUACAAACAUGCUUGUGGAUACCUUGAGGACUAUGUACAGCAGACGGAGAAGAUGCAGCAUGCUCAUGGCAAAGAGUAUGAGAAGGUUCUGAAGACUGUCUCUCACCCGUUGAAGGAGGGCCACCAUUUCGAACAGAACCUCGGUGGCAUCGCUGGCAUGUUUGACAACAUUCGAAGCAACACCCAGGGCAUCUCCAACAGCCACUACGAGACUGCUAAAACACUGAAGGGCAGCGUCCUACCCAUCUUCGAGCGUCUGCACAAUGAGAUCAAGAACAAGACCAAGGAGUUGACCAAGGGGGCUGGGAAGGGUGCCAAGGCUUGUCGACAAGGCCCGAGCGACUUCGCAGAAGCACAUCGAGCUCCUCGGCUCAACAAGCAGGUCAUUGAGGAGAACAGCAACCGUGAUGACCUUCUCUCCGUCCAGAACAGCUUCGCUCAGUUCGAGGCUCACGUUGUGCAGAUAAUCCAGAACGGUCUGAACCAAUUCAACCAAUGCCUCGGCCACCAAGCCGAGCAGACCCGCUUCAUGUAUAAUGACAUUGUCGGCACUACUCAACGUAUGACACCCGACUUUGAAUGGAAUGGCUUCAUCAAGCGCAACAACAAUGUCCUCAUCGACCCGAGCGCGCCAAAGCGAAGUGUAGAGAACAUCGCCUUCCCGAACCAGGACCAUCGCUCUACCCAGCCUCUGAUCGCUGGCUCCCUCGAGAAGAAGGGCAAGCUACUGAAGAAGUAUGAGACCUCCUUCUACGUCGUCACGCCCGCUCGCUUCCUCCACGAAUUUAAGACGGACGAUGAUUUCUCUAAGGAUCCUACGCCUGAGAACAGUCUGUACCUACCUGACUGCAUGAUCGGCUCUGUCAGUGGCAACGAUUUCACAGUCAAGGGUAAGGACGCAAGCAAGGGUGGCAUUGGUGGCAAGCUGGCCAUGAGCAAGGAAUUCGCACUUCGCGCGCACACGCCUCAAGACGCGAUGAAGUGGCAUCAGGUUAUUGCUUCCGUGGCGGGCGGCUCGAACGACGAGAAGCCUGAGACUUCUGCCCCUAGCUCGCCGGCUAUGGCUAGGAAUGAGGCAGGGUAUGCUAGUUCGGCUGGUUCGCCGAGCACGUACUCCGGUAGCACAGCUGCGCCGGCUUACGAGCAAGGUGCUGGGGCUGGCUCUCACAUGACGACUGCUGGGAAGGAGGCUGCUGGGUAUGGUAGCCAUGGUGCCGGGCCAGGUACACAGGGCGCUGGUUUCGGGCACACCGAUGCUGGGCUUGGUCAAUCAAGCGCUGGUGUGGGACAACAGGGCUCUGGAUACCACGGAGCUCCGCUGGGCGACAAGACCAUGUAA
Messenger RNA from Recurvomyces mirabilis, 1467 nucleotides. RefSeq lists its product as uncharacterized. The transcript is spliced from 2 exons. The record is from RefSeq and is a predicted model, not a curated record. The coding region runs from base 1 to 1467 and encodes 488 amino acids. Lineage: Eukaryota; Fungi; Ascomycota; Dothideomycetes; Mycosphaerellales; Teratosphaeriaceae.